Messenger RNA from Pimephales promelas (fathead minnow), 1259 nucleotides. The record is from RefSeq and is a predicted model, not a curated record. Lineage: Eukaryota; Metazoa; Chordata; Actinopteri; Cypriniformes; Leuciscidae.
GUCAAACUUUUCACUGAACUACUGAAGAAAAUGUUUCUCGUGUUUAUUUUGUUCUGUUUGUGCAGGUGCCGUCUAAAUGGUGUGUUUGGCUCUGAAACAAAUAAAAUACAGUCAGUGAUGGAGGGAGAUUCUAUCACUUUAAACACUUCCACGAAAACACAUGAAGACGAAGACAUACUGUGGAAAUAUGGCGCUGAAAACUCUCUGAUAGCUAAAAUCAGCAUUGAGAACCGAAUCUUCUCCACAUAUGAUGAUGUUCCUGAUGGGAGAUUCAGAGACAGACUGAAGCUGGACAAUCAAACUGGAUCUCUGACCAUCACAAACACCACAACUGAACACACUGGAGUCUAUAAACUAGAGUUAAAUGGAGCAAAACUAUCAACGACAACAUUCAAUGUCUCUGUCUAUGCUCAUCUGCCCACUCCUAACAUUAACAAACAUAGUUCAUCAUCAUCAUCAUGUUCAGUGGUGUGUUCAUCAGUGUUGAGUGUGUGUGAUGCGACUCUGUCCUGGUACGCAGGAAUGCGUGUACUGUCCAGCAUCAGUGUGUGUGAUCUCAGCAUCAGUCUCUCUCUACCUCUGGAGGUGGAAUAUCAGGAUAAAAACACCUACAGCUGUGUGCUGAACAAUCCCAUCAGCAACCAGACCACACAUCUGGACAUCAACACACACUGCCACACACGUGAAGGUCAAGGCCUACCUUUAUUGUACAUAGUGUUGAUCUCUGCUUCUGCUGGAUCUCUAAUGAUUGUUGCUGUAGUCGUGAUCUUCUGCAUCUGCAAGAAAUGUAGAAAAACAGGUCAGAAGGUCGAGAGUGAGGAGGAAGACAGGACUGAUUCAGCAUUGUGUAAACCAACAAAACGACAAAAGAAAUCGAAGAUGGAGUCUGUGUAUGAAAAUGUCCCCAAAAAACGAUGAUCAAACACCAUAUCUACUUGAACUUUUGUUAGAGCCCAAUUGGGUGUCAUUGUGAUCUGUUUAGUUCGUGGACUUUUUGUUUUUUUAUCAGUCUCACAUGCAUGUAGCCGUUAGCCGCCGCUCAUCGGUUCCCAUGGUUACGAUAGGCUAGUUAGCUAGUUUAGUCGAUUACCGUUGUGUUUGCUUCUUAAGUUGUCCCUUUGCUCUCACUCAAUUGUCCGGUCACCGUUAUGUGUAAGUGUGUGUUGCUCAACCUGAUUGCCUGUCUUCUAGAUUGUAACUAAAACUUUGUUUGAAAUGAUCACCUCCUUCGAUCUGCCUGCAACCCACUGUGACAAUGC